Linderina pennispora is the source of this 567-nucleotide messenger RNA. RefSeq lists its product as uncharacterized. The transcript has a single exon. The record is from RefSeq and is a predicted model, not a curated record. Lineage: Eukaryota; Fungi; Kickxellomycota; Kickxellomycetes; Kickxellales; Kickxellaceae. Bases 109 to 420 code for a protein of 103 amino acids.
AUCUAGCCCAGCCACGCCCACCAUAUAUAAGAACCCAGCACCACCCAGGACACCUCUGUCUUUGUUCAGACAGUUAGCUUUUUUCUUCCUUUCACAUACACUAUUAAUAUGCGCUUUGCACUCGCUCUUACUGCCCUUGCUGCCCUGGCUCUUGCUGCCCCGCUCACUGUCCGUGACGACAAGAGUGCCGAGGCUGUGCUCCCGAUGGUUACCGGUUCCAAGGAUUACGGAACCUUGGAGUCCAAUAUCAACACCUUCUUUGCCAACCUGGGCGGCUCCGAUGACCCCGACAAGUCGCAAAGAAUUACUGACACUGCUAAGAAAAUCCAGGACCAGCUCCAGGCCUAUGUCAAGAGCAAGGCCCCGGCCCAGCAGGCUGCUAUCUGGGCCGAGUCGGUUCUGGCGCCCCUGCUCACCUAAAUACCCUUGGCUUAAUUCUGCUUUCCGUAGCUUGGUACUUCCUGAUAGUCGAUUUUCAAUUAUAUCUGUUGAUAACUAAUUGUCCCUAAACCCCUUUUCUUGGGAGAACAGGAACCCCUUUUCCAGACCUAUCGGAGCUAUAGUUUA